GUUGGUGACGUCAAAAGCUCGGAUACAGGAACACAAUCAGUCGUAACUGCAAGAUGCGGUCCCUCGUAUUAACAGUGGCCAGUUUUGCUCUAACUGGUUUCGUUGUAGGAAAUGCAUACUAUCAAAAGAAACAGUUUUAUCCCUCCGUGGUGUAUAUUACCAAGUCGAAUCCGAGAGUGCUCUACAUUCAGGCCUUUGUGUUUGUAAUACUCAUGGGCAAACUUAUGAGAAAGAUAUUUUUCGGUCAGCUAAGAGCAGCAGAAAUGGAGCAUCUCAUAGAGAGGUCCUGGUAUGCUGUCACAGAAACUUGCCUGGCCUUUACAGUGUUCAGGGAUGACUUCAGUCCACGUUUUGUGGCCAUGUUUACCUUACUCUUGUUUCUAAAGUGCUUCCAUUGGCUGGCAGAGGAUAGGGUUGAUUAUAUGGAAAGAAGCCCUGUAAUAUCUAUAUUGUUUCACUGUCGAGUAUUAUCACUUUUGUCGUUUCUUGGUGUUUUGGAUGUUUACUUCAUAAAUCAUGCUUACUACAGCACCUUGUUGAAGGGAGCAUCUGUGCAGUUGGUGUUUGGAUUUGAGUAUGCAAUCCUACUGACAGUAGUGUUGAUGACCUUCAUGAAAUACGUACUGCACACAGUAGAUCUACAGAGUGAGAACCCUUGGGAGAACAAAGCUGUGUAUCUCUUAUAUACAGAGCUUAUCAUGGGGUUCAUUCGAGUCAUGCUGUACAUAGUGUUUAUGGCAAUUAUGAUUAAGGUGCACACCUUCCCAUUAUUUGCCAUCAGACCGAUGUACCUUUCACUCAGGUCUUUCAAGAAGGCGUUUCACGAUGUGAUAAUGUCUCGGAGAGCCAUAAGAAAUAUGAACACAUUGUACCCAGAUGCAACUCCAGAGGAACUAGAAGCUGGGGACAAUGUGUGUAUUAUUUGUCGAGAAGAGAUGGUUACAUCUUCCAAAAAACUGCCUUGUAAUCACAUCUUCCACACCAACUGUCUGAGAUCCUGGUUCCAGCGACAACAGACCUGCCCAACCUGCAGGAUGGACGUGUUGCGAAUGCCCCGUCCACAGCCAACUCCUGCAGCCAGGCCACCUCAACCCGAGCAGGAUGUCCAGAUGCAGAAUUUUCAAGCCAUGUUUCAAGGGAUGCCUUUUUGGCCCCCUCCACAGCUUCCAGCCCAACAACCACAAGCAGCAGGAGGGGCCCCAAACACUACAGGUACAACUCCUUCGACACCUACUACACCCACAACUCCAACAGCUUCUACAGCAACAAGUACAGCCCCGGGCACUCCACCAUCACCAUUCCCUGGUGCCAUGCCCCCAUAUGGUUCCUUCUUUCCUAUGAUGCCAUACUACCCUCCCUUUGGCUUUCCACAAGCUCCGUCUAACAUGACUGGGUUGUCUACAGAGGAGCUCAAGAUGAUGGAGGGCCAGGAGCGAGAGAAUGUGGAGGCACGGAUUCAGUGGUUACGUGAUAUACAGGCACUACUGGAUGGUGCUAUGGUUCUUAUAAACCAGUAUAACCAAGUGGCUUCACAGAUGAGCUUAAUUUGUGAAAAUUACAUCUUUAUCUCAGCAGCAGGAGGGGCCCCAAACACUACAGGUACGACUCCUUCGACACCUACUACACCCACAACUCCAACAGCUUCUACAGCAACAAGUACAGCCCCGGGCACUCCACCAUCACCAUUCCCUGGUGCCAUGCCCCCAUAUGGUUCCUUCUUUCCUAUGAUGCCAUACUACCCUCCCUUCGGCUUUCCGCAAGCUCCGUCUAACAUGACUGGGUUGUCUACAGAGGAGCUCAAGAUGAUGGAGGGCCAGGAGCGAGAGAAUGUGGAGGCACGGAUUCAGUGGUUACGUGAUAUACAGGCACUACUGGAUGGUGCUAUGGUUCUUAUAAACCAGUAUAACCAAGUGGCUUCACAGAUGAGCAUGCCAGGCAUCUCUUCUACAAGAGUGAACUCCCCCACAGCCACUACUCCAUCUUCGUCGACAACAUCGACGCCAUCAGUGGGAGCAAGGCCAAAAACUACAGUGAAGUCUGAGAGCAAUAUUUCAAAAUCAGAAGCACAUUUUACACAAGUUAAGAAAGAUGAUAAAACAGAUUAUUCCGAUUUAGAAGGUGCAAUAGGUUAUACACCUCCAACAGAGGAAGAGAUUCCUCAGUGGGUGGACCCAGCAUAAAGAAGAGCAUGCCGAUGAGCUUCAUGACGUCAGGAAGAGGAGGUUAAAAAAGUUUUCUCAAAACGAGAACAAGGAUAAGGAUAACCUAGAUCUGGACUAAAAUCCCUUAUAACGUGAAUGGGUGUGACUCAAAACUUGUGUAGUAGUUGCAGUGUUGUCUCAAGCAGACACAGUUAUGCCAGUGGAUAUCUUGUUGAUGAUAUCUUCAAAGAUGAACUCGGUAAUGGGUGUCGUGUCUCCAGGAUGCAUUACAUAGUAGCAAGAGAUUUCUUCUUGAUACAAAGAAGCAGGUAUUGUCCAACCUUUCAACCCUCCAACUUUCUUAAAGGGGAGAUUGGGUUGGAUUAUUUGGCAGUCCCAGUAAGUUAUACUUCAGUACCACAAAUCCUACUUUGCAAGUUGAUAUUUAAAGACAUAUAUGAAUUUCUCAGUUUAUGAUUUCACUAAUUAAAAUGUCUCAGAAUCAAAUGUGUUAAUUUACAACACAAACAUGAAAUUUUUAUGGAUGACAACAUCUUCAUCAUCUUCAUUAUUGUUUGUAGGAAUGUUUCAUUUCGGCCUCUUAACCCUUGAUGUGAAUGAAGUUCAAGAUGUAGCCCUGAAAUACAGUUACAACUGAUAAAGAUGUUUUUGUCAUAAG
Molecule: messenger RNA, 2820 nt
Organism: Haliotis rubra (blacklip abalone)
Lineage: Eukaryota; Metazoa; Mollusca; Gastropoda; Lepetellida; Haliotidae
Product: E3 ubiquitin-protein ligase synoviolin-like
Exons: 17
Coding region: 54-2180 (708 amino acids)
Cellular component (GO): cytoplasm
Source: RefSeq, a predicted model, not a curated record